AUGCAUGCGGCCGCGGAAAGUGACUCUGACGCCUCAGCAGCAGGCGAUUCAUCGCCUGUUGUCGUGAAUCCACUACGUGGUGAGUCACCACGUGCGACAGGUACAUCCGUUGCGUCUGCAGCGGGUACCUCGAAUCGUAAUCCAGACGAGUCUGAGAUAGAGCUCAUCUAUUCUGGCGAGUCGGAUGAUGCAUCCGACUCGAAGGCGACUCCUCACGCGUCGGGAUCACCCGGGGUGGACGCUGCAAGAUCCAGGCUGACUGGCUCUGGUCAGCGCGGCAGCAUCAUGACCGAGAUCUUCGGAUCGAGUGAACACUCCGAUGAGUCUCCGCCUCACGCAAGUCCGUCUAACGAUAGGACGCGUGGGGAUGGUGGUGAUGCACCUAUGCAUCACCACGAGCUGAGCAACUCAAGGGAUCGGGGUAACUCUGGUGCCUGUGCUCAUGCUGGCACCAAUCAAGAGGCCAGGGACCGAAAUGUCCUGCGCCACGCUCCUCAAGUGGAGUUUUCGUGGAUGCCGCCAUCCAGAGAGUUGGACCGCACGGAAACUAUCCGUGCUGAGGAAGAAUUCUUCAUCGAUGCGUUUUUCAAACAUCGGUGGUACAAUGGUAGCCGUGUACGAGACGGCAAAGCCUUGGUGCAGGGAUGGAAUGCCCGCAUCCACAACAUCGAGUGUAUUGGCCGUGAGGCUUGGCUCGCCAAACUUGAUGCAGCCCGCAUCAGGUUUGAGAAGCGCAACCCAUUAGGGGCGCGAUACAAGUUGCACCGGUUGUCAAGAGAUGCAGGAUUACCCUGUCUCUCGUGGGGUGAUUCGUGUCCAGGUUGCCUGGACAAUUCGAACCGUGCCCCUACGGAGGCCUACCUCCCUAAUGAUCCCUACUGGAGGGUGCGCAUCUCUUCCGAGAUGGCUGAAGGGAUCGACACUUUCCAAUUCCUGUACUCGCGUUCAAGGAGGUCGUUUUCCGACGGCCCUUCUUCAAACGCAGCGGGUGGGUCUCGUCGUACUGCUCGACGUUACCAAGGACAUCAACAAUCAGCUGGGCACGAGGCUCCCAGCUGUCCCACGCCGGUGGAUAGCCACGCCAGCGGACGAGGUAACUCUUCCGGACGCCAUUCACGUCGAGGUGGUUCAAAAUACGCUCUACUGAAAGCGUCGACCACCGCUUGA
Messenger RNA from Peronospora matthiolae, 1167 nucleotides. NCBI's taxonomy places the organism in Eukaryota, Oomycota, Peronosporomycetes, Peronosporales, Peronosporaceae. The record is from the annotation of a GenBank genome assembly.